AUGCUUAGGACAGAAUCAGAUGCCUGCCCCAGCCUAUACACAGCUCCUCCAGAGGUCCGAGGUCUGGCUUGUUUGUAUAAAGAAGCCUUUGCCCAGACAGUUGUUGUCCCAGCACUGUGUGUGACAAAAUAAGUCCCGAAUAAAUUGGUAAAGAGCCCGAAAGAAAUAGCCCUCCAGCGCCCAGGCAUGAAAGCGUCUUUGGCGGUGGAAGGCAGCGAUAACGACAGGCUCUUGCUGCUGGACCCUGCCAGUGUCUACUCACCAAACUCAUUCAGCAACGUAGAGGCCGAGGUGUUGCGGUCAUUUGGAGUACACCAAGAGCUACAGCAGCUACGGCUGACCUAUGAUGACCUGAAGAGUGAGGAGGUUCUGUGCACUCUGCUUCCAGAGGGACAGGAUUUCACAGGGUUUAGUCGAGUGGGUCACAUGGCACAUAUGAACCUGCGGGAGCACCAGCUUCCCUACAGAAACCUCAUAGGCCAAGGCAUAAUGGAUAAGAACCCUUGGGUGACCUAUGUGGUCAAUAAGACCAACACCAUCGACUCCACCUACCGCUUCUUCAAGAUGGUGAUGGUUAGAGAGGAAAAUAUGGUGGCCAAAAACUUACUCGGAAACACGUGUGCUAUCUUCCUGUUGCCAACCUCUGUCUGCCUGCCCUGCUGAAGGGGACAGCCAGUAUACAUGUGAUGUGAAACUGCCGCAAGUGCACUGCUAUGUGUUCUCUAAAGAGUACGACCCUCAGAGAAACAUGGUGGAAAGGGCCUCAGCCAGCCUGGGGUUUUCCCUAGAGGGGCGGUGCUCUGUGCAUCUGGUGAGGAAUGUGGCCCCCAAUAAGGAGAUGAUGUCUGUGACCUUCACUAUCCCCAAAGAGGUGCUCUUCAGCAGUAAGAAUACACACAGAAACCAUAGAAGAACCAGCGCCAAAGAGACAGAAGUCUGGGGAGACUAAAGAUUGAAUAUAUUUGACCAAGGAAGUCAUUCUGAGACAUUAAAAUUAUACAUUUCGUUUUUGAUCUGUGAAUGGUGUUCACAUUUUAAAUUUAAAGUGUCAAUGAGGCGGUCAUGAUCUAAAUA
This is a messenger RNA of Oncorhynchus keta (chum salmon), 1074 nucleotides long. It is a transcript of the gene trmt5, whose product is annotated as tRNA methyltransferase 5. The record is from RefSeq and is a predicted model, not a curated record. Lineage: Eukaryota; Metazoa; Chordata; Actinopteri; Salmoniformes; Salmonidae.